Molecule: messenger RNA, 1044 nt
Organism: Arachis stenosperma
Lineage: Eukaryota; Viridiplantae; Streptophyta; Magnoliopsida; Fabales; Fabaceae
Product: protein FAR1-RELATED SEQUENCE 5-like
Exons: 3
Coding region: 1-1044 (347 amino acids)
Biological process (GO): regulation of DNA-templated transcription
Source: RefSeq, a predicted model, not a curated record
AUGGCUUCGCCGGCUCCAUCAAUGGAAAGAAGGACUGCAGUUAUUUUUGGAGGAAAUUUCCCAAUUUUGCGUGUUUCGCUAAAUUACCGCAUUGUUGCUGUUUGGCACAGGAUUGCCGAGGAUGAAGAUACCACUGGGGGCGUGCGCGUCGGCGAUGAAGCAGAAAUGUCCGACGGAGCAGACCACGGAGUUGGAUCGAUUGAAGGCGAACGCUCUGCAGGGAUGGAGUCGAACGAGAACGACUUUCAGGAAGACGAUACAGAACACGACCGUCAUGCAGAGGCCGAUGUCGACAAUGGGGAUGUGGUUGAAUUGGAAGACGGUUUGGACGGCGCCGGAGGAAUGUCUAAGAAUUAUGCGGAAGACGAGUUUUACGCCGUUGAUUCCGGCGAGUCCAUAGGUUGGAUUGAUUUUUUGAACUUGAGCGCGGAUGAUGUUCUCCGGUUUAAUUUCGCAGAUGUUGACAUUGCAUUUGAGUUCUAUCAGCAAUAUGCAAAGCACCAUGGAUUCGGCGCGAGACGUUCCAGAAGCGAAAAACGCGGCGAAGUAAGGAUAUGGCAGGAGUUCGUGUGCCACCGACAAGGGUUCCGAUCCCCGAAGUUCUACUCGAUGCCUAACCGGCAAAAGAGGCCGAGGGCCGAGACACGGUGUGGAUGCCCUGCAAGGAUGUUACUCCGCAUGGACGAUGAAUCAGGACGUUGGCACGUUGCGUUCUUUUCAGACGCGCAUAACCACCACGUUCUUGAGUUGCGAUUUUCUUCCAUGCUCCCGGGCCAUCGGAGGAUGAGCGAAGCGGACAUCGAGCAGAUGAACGACAUGCGCAAAGGGGGGCAUUGGCGUCUCCCGAAUCCACGGUUUUAUGGCGAGCCUGGUCGGCGGGUGUUUGGAGACGUGGUUGCGUUUGAUGCAACGUACAAGAAAAACGUUUACCUUUCACCUCUCGUAGUAUUCUCCGGUGUGAAUCACCACAACCAAACGGUUGUCUUUGUCGCUGUACUGGUGGCAGACGAGAAAGAAGAGACCUAUGUCUGGCUGCUUCAGUAG